GAUCAUGCAGAGUUCCGCGAUCGCUUCGUGCGGGUUCACCCGGACGUGAUCUUGAUCGAUGCCAAGGAACCACACAAGAAGUUCGUGGAGCGCCUUUCGCGGGAUUUCCUCAUCCGCGGCAUAGUUCCUUUCUACGAGCCGGCCGAGAUCAGGACCCGAGCCGACGUGAUCGUGGUAAAAGCUGAUCAGCCCGAGCCGGUGACUGAUGUCACCACGCUGUUCAACCGGCUCCACGCUUUCUUCAUGUCGCUCGAGUACUUGAACAUCUGCACGUUCUCGCGGGCAGAAGGCCCGCUCAAAACCAGCGUCACGCUGUCGAAGGUCGAGCACAAUCGCCAGCAGCUCAUCUCCAACCCUGAUCAGCGCACGCACGGGGGGAGGAAGAAGAAGCGAUUGCAGACAUCGGGGAAGGAGGAGACACCGAAGAAGAUCGCCAAAGAGGACCCGAACAAGAAGCCAAAGAGGGACGAUCGUAUCCCCGAGAAGGAGUGGAAGCUGAUCGCCGAUGCGGCAAAGAAGGCGAUUGCGCAAGAGCUUGUGGCCAAGAAAGCCCCGCUCUUACGCGAAGAGAUACUGCAGCUCGCUUUCUACCUCCCGAAUCAGGGACAGCACAAGGCGGCCGGCAAGCGGGGCAGUGCUUUCUUCGCUGGCGCCUAUCGGCAUGGUGGGAUCACGCGACUCAGAUCGUCGUGCCUUUCGUGGCCGUGGUCGAUUCAGGCGAUCACCCGGUACAUCCAGCAGAAGGUGCCAGAGAUCGUGUUCACAUCGUUCGGCAUCCUCUAUGAUCAGGAAGCGAGGCCCCAUCGCGACUCAGGCAAUGAGGCCGUCCCGAACGUGGUCAUCAAACUCAGCGAUUUUCAAGGGGGUGGGCUUUGGAUCGAAGACCCGCUCGGGCUCGACCCGCAGGAGAUAGACGGUCGGACUAUCCAGGGUACCAACACAGACUUUGAGCAUGAAACGAUCGUGUUCAAUGCCAAAGAAGCUCUGCGUAUGACCCUGCCGUGGGAAGGCACACGGGUGGUUCUGGCCGUCUAUUCGGUGCAGGGCGUCGACAGGAUCCCUGCCGACGAGUUCGAACAGCUCCUACAGCUGAGGUUCAAGCCGGCGCCAGUGCAUACGGGUGAUCACGCCGAUGUGCCUUGGCAAAUCCCGACCUUCGCCUUGACAACCGAGGAUGCCGAUCGCAAGCGACCUCACGCCGCCCCGGGUUGUGAGCAUCGCCAGCGAUCUUCUGGACAGAAGGCGAUCGCGGCGGGCUACCAGAUGAAAAAGUCCGUUGUCCUCCCGUUGAUCACCACGGAGAUGCAUCCGGGCGAGGCGAUCGAGUUUGCCUCGAACGCGAUUCAUCCUUUCACUAAGGACGCUGCGAUCGAUUCGGAUCUCCAAGCAGUCCUGCAGAAGAUUGUGGAUGACCCGGCUGGAGUCUGCGACAGCCGGGUUUCUCUUUUGCAACACUGGGAUGAACGCGCUCGCGCUCUUAUUCCCGAAUCCGACAAGUGCCCCGACGUGGACCUAGUGGACCAGAUCCUGGCCGGCAUGCCGAUCGUCGGCGACAUCGCCUCUUCCCAUCGAUGGGCUGCCGAUCGCAAGCCUCAUGCUGAACACCUCUCGGUGGGUUCUCUUCGUUCGCGGGCCUGGGAGUUUCGUUCCAAGGUCUUAAGUGCGAUAAAAAGGGCUCCAGUGACCGAGCCCUCUCCCAAGGUCUGGGAGUCGACCCUCGAGGAUGUGGAGGAAGGGGCAGCGAUCGGGCCCUUCUUCGAGGAGUCGGAGGUCUCGGAACUUGUCGGGGACGAUCACUGGAUCCCUACUCAAAGAUUCGAGGUCGUCCAGAAGAACAAGGUCCGGGGGGUGGACAGUGCUACCUCGAACGGGAUCAACAUGGCCACCGUCGUGACGGAGAAGCUUGAGCUCCCGUCUACAGACGCGAACGUCGCCGUGAUCAAGUGGCUGCGUUCGCGGCUGCCGGACAAACCUCUCCGUGGAUGGGUUCUAGACGAGCGCAGGGCCUAUCGCCAAGUGCCCAUUUCUCCGGCUCAUCGGAAGUGGAGCGUCGUGGCCUUGAAGGAUCCCAGCACCGGCAAGGUGCACUGGUGGCUGGGAGCGAGGUUCGACCAGCAGAAGCUCCAGCUGUGCUCGGACCCGACGAUCCUGGGUGUUACCUACGAUCUCGAGCAGUAUCUUCUGAAGAUCAAGAAGUCUCGGAAGAAGGAGCUCUUCGACGAGCUCUCCAUGAUCCUCGAGCACGAAGAGCUUUCGCCUGGUCAGGCCGGGAAGCUACGGGGCAAGCUCAUGUUCG
This is a messenger RNA of Symbiodinium necroappetens, 2296 nucleotides long. Lineage: Eukaryota; Dinophyceae; Suessiales; Symbiodiniaceae. The record is from the annotation of a GenBank genome assembly.